Molecule: messenger RNA, 3846 nt
Organism: Gallus gallus (chicken)
Lineage: Eukaryota; Metazoa; Chordata; Aves; Galliformes; Phasianidae
Gene: ASIC4
Product: acid sensing ion channel subunit family member 4
Exons: 10
Coding region: 532-2148 (538 amino acids)
Biological process (GO): sodium ion transmembrane transport
Cellular component (GO): membrane
Molecular function (GO): ligand-gated sodium channel activity
Source: RefSeq, a predicted model, not a curated record
CCGGCGGGUCCCGGCCAUUCAAACAAGUGGCUCCGGCGGCACUUCGGAGCCGGGGCUGGAGAGUGGGCGCAGCGCGUUCCCUGCCCCGGAGGCGCGGGGCCCUUCACACUGCCUCUUUCUCCGGCGCUCGCUCUUUAUUUGACGAUGAAAUAAUGUUGACAUGUCUUGAAUUAUUAAGUAUUCCCUGGAUUUUAUUAGCACACGAUGCCUAAAUGCUGCCUGUAUCUGCCGGGGUCUUAACCAGAGAGGAGCGAAGGAGAGAGGCAGAGACACCGAGCGAGGGAGAGGAGAGAGAGGGGUUUUUGACAGCUGUAUUCGUGCUGAUAAGCGAAGGCACAAGGAGACGAUCGACGAGCGAGACAAGAGGGGAGCGGCGGCUCGGAGCUGCGGAGCGGGGCCGCGCUCCCUCCCGACACGGCUCGGCCCUCCCGGCGCCGUGCUGGGCCGUGGGGGGGACCCGAGCCCUCUCCCAGCGCCUGGCCGGGCUCUCGGCCGCUGCCCGUGCCGGGGGGCAGCUCGCUGGCGGGGCAGAUGCCGAUUGAGAUCGUGUGUAAAAUCAAAUUUGCCGAAGAGGAUGAGAAGCAGAAGGAGAAAGAAGAAGGGGACAAGGAGAGCCUGAUCGAGGAGCCGGCUCGGCCGCGCUCCCGGGACCUGGCCGCGUUCGCCAGCACCAGCACGCUGCACGGCCUGGGGCACAUCUGCGGCGCGGGGCGGCCGGGCGUGCGGCAGACCCUUUGGGCGCUCGCCUUCCUGGCCUCGCUCGCCUUCUUCCUCUACCAGGCGGCCAAGUCGGCGCUGCUCUACCUGGAGCACCCCCACGUCGUGGCCCUGGAUGAGGAGGCCAUCCGUGAGAUGGUCUUCCCCGCCAUCACCAUCUGCAACAUCAACCGCUACCGCCACUCGGCGCUCACCGACGCCGACAUCUUCCACUUGGCCAACAUGACCGGGCUGCCCCCCAAGGACCGCGACGGCCACAAGGCCACCGACCUGCUCUACCCCGACCCCGACAUGGCCGACAUCGUCAACCGCACCGGCCACCAGCUCGACGACAUGCUCAAGAGCUGCAACUUCAGUGGCGAGAACUGCUCCUCUCGGGAUUUCAUGGUGGUCUACACGCGUUACGGCAAGUGCUACACCUUCAACGGGGACCGGAGGAACCCACGAGUGACCCGCCAGGGUGGCAUGGGCAACGGGCUGGAGAUCAUGCUGGACAUCCAGCAGGAGGAAUAUCUGCCCAUCUGGAGGGAGACCAAUGAGACAUCUUUCGAAGCUGGCAUCCGUGUCCAGAUCCACAGCCAGGAUGAGCCUCCCUACAUCCAUCAGCUGGGUUUCGGUGUCUCGCCCGGCUUCCAGACGUUCGUGUCCUGCCAGGAGCAGCGGCUCACCUACCUGCCGCAGCCAUGGGGGAACUGCCGGGCCAGCGUGCAGGGAGAGCAGAUGCUGCCCGGCUACGAUACCUACAGCAUUGCUGCCUGCCGCCUGCAGUGUGAGAAGGAGGCCGUGGUGCGGAGCUGCCACUGCCGCAUGGUCCACAUGCCAGGCAACGAGUCCAUCUGCUCUCCCAAUGUGUACAUCGAGUGUGCUGACCACACGCUGGAUGCAGCAGUGGAGGACAGCCAGGAACGCUGCAGCUGCCCCACACCGUGCAACCUGACCCGCUACGGCAAGGAGAUCUCCAUGGUGCGCAUCCCCAACAAGGGCUCGGCACGCUACCUAGCCCGAAAGUACAACAAGAAUGAGACCUACAUUCGGGAGAACUUCCUGGUGCUGGACAUCUUCUUCGAGGCACUCAACUAUGAGGCCAUUGAGCAGAAGAAAGCCUACGACCUUGCUGGGCUUCUCGGGGACAUCGGGGGGCAGAUGGGCCUGUUCAUCGGCGCUAGCAUCCUUACCAUCCUGGAGAUCCUGGACUACAUUUAUGAGGUGAUCCGCGACAGGGUGAGUCGUGUCCUGCGGCGCUCCAAGCCACCCCUGAAGAAGCCCUCGGGGAGCAUUGCCACACUGGGGCUGGAGGAGCUCAAGGACCAGAGCCCCUGUGAGACACUGGGCCGGCACGUGGAGGGCACCUACAAUGCGGGCAUCCUGCCCAACCACCACCACCGUCACCACUACCCUCACCAGGGCGUCUUCGAGGACUUCGCCUGCUAGGCCAGCUGAGGACAGGGGGUUCCAGCCCCCCACCCCUUGCAACCCCAUCCUCAUGGAGAGGGAUUGCGGCCCUGGGACCGGCACUGCUGUGGCCCCCAGCCCCUUCGUCCAGCCCCUCCGCUUGCCCUGUCUCAAGCACACAGAUCUGGGGGGCCGCCCCGCCAGCCAGCAGCAGUAGCGGCCUCACACCCUUGGCUGCCUGCAGGAGCAGACCAGCAAGGGGCAAGGACAGGCACACUAGGGGGGAUUGGGGGAGCAGGGGGCCCCCGCAAGGCAGCGCGUGCAAGGGACGAGCUGGAUUUCCUUCAAACCCCUCCAAACCCCUCCCUGCUGACCUCUCCUGAGGGGGGGUCUCUGCCCUGCACUGUCCCCCCAAGACCACUCAUCCCUUCCCAGGGAAUGUCACCAUCCUGCUGCAGGUCAGGCAGGGCCGGAGGACACCCACCUCCUGCAGCUUCACCUGCAUGGCACCACCCUGCCACCUGUCUGGCCCCUGGCACCACCACCACUGUGACACCCCCCAGACAUCUCCCCACCUUGCCCCAGCCCCACAUAGCCUGCCAGGGCUGAGGUUCCCUCCCCACUGCUGCUCCCAGCCAGACCCCUGCACUGUGACUUCCCACACUCCUGUGUUAGCCCCUGUCAUGCAAAAUGACUGUCUGCCCCAAAUCCUCUCCUCCCAGUGCCCCACAUCCCAUGCAUUGCCCAAAGCAGAUUGCCCCAGGUGCAGUUCCCCAGCACACCUGGGCAGCGUGGAGGCACCUGUCCCUGCUACCUGACUGUUGCAGCUCUUCUGCACCAUGCACGUACCCCUGCCACCUUCCUUCCCCCAGGUGCCGAGCACCCACUGUGCCUCCCCCAGACUGUAAUACAGAUAGGAGGGUGCCCUGCACUCAGUCCUCCUGCUGCUGGGGUGGCAGGGCCUCAGCAGGACCCCCGGCGCCCCACUUCCCAUAGGACAUUGCCUCCCCCUCCACUGUAGCAGACACCAGCGCAGGGCAAACAGCCCCAAAAUAUCUCAGGAGGGGGGGGGGGGGGCGGGCUAACAGAGCCCCCCUCGAGACGCACAUAUGGCAGAGAGGGAUCCCCAUGGCAGGAAUUGGUGACCUCAGGGGGAGGCUGGCUGGGACCAGUCCCUGUCCCCAGUACCCAGAGACCUGAGUGGGCACAACCAAUGCCCUGGCCAAAGCCAUAGCUGCAGGAGGAGUCCUAUGUAUGGGGGUAUGGGACACAGGAUAUAGGGACCAGGGCAUCUGCAUGGCCCAGUGUCCCCGCAAAUACACCCAUACUUGGAACUGUGUUCUCCAAUGGUGCAAACAUUGUGGGUACCCAACGCUCCUGCACAGGGACACACAAAAACACCCCCUAAGCAGAGCAUGCACAGCAUGCACCUGGGGGGUCCUGGUGCCCACGGGGCUGUGGCAACAUGGUGUAGGUCCCAGCCCCAGGGAGUGCCCCCAUCCCCUGUGCCUACCAACUCCUCCUGCACCAUCAUCUGGGCACAAGCAGCAGCAUCUCCACGGUGCCACACGGGCAGGAGGGUGCCCAGUGCUGUGUGCAGGCUGUGGCCCCCUCCCUGCCAAUAGGAGCAAGCCCUGGAAGGGGUGGGCACGGGCACCAUGGUGGGAGGGGACCAUUGGAGGCGUGCGUCAUUGUUUUAUAAAUGUACAAAAUCUCCCUAAUAAAGAGGCACAAGUA